GUGUGUGUGCGUGCGUGUGUCUGUGUGUGUACGUGUGUGUGUGUGUGCGUGUGUGCGUGAGGGGCUGAGUGCUGUGUGGAGGCUGCUGAGGUGCUGAUUGUCUUAUUGUGCUGCUGAGAGGCCAUGAGAGAAGGUCCAUGACAGUCAGGAAGGCUUUUUAAUUAACGGCUUGGACAGGUUGUCACUGGGCACACACUGUCACAAAUGGUCGCCGAGCCCCCCUUGAUCACUGAACAAUACUAGCAAACAAAACCCAUCGCUACUCUCCCCCUCCCUCACUCUGCCUCCAGCCACAUCAGACCUAGCAUGCCAGGUGAAGGGAACGCAACAAACUUCACUCUGAUCCCCGACUUCUUUGUGCUGCCGCUGGUGGGGAAGGUUGCCGUCAUGGAGGCCUUCAUCUACGGCUCCUUCACGCUCCUGGCCCUGGUGGCCCUGGUGUUCCACGUGUUUGCCAUGAAAACAAAGAGCCAAAUCUCUUCGGCAAACAAUCCACACUUCAAGCGGUUUCAGCACUCAUUCUUUUUGGUGUACUUCAUGGCACUGUUCUCUGACUGGCUCCAAGGACCUUAUGUUUACAAGCUGUAUCAACACUAUGGUUAUGCAAGCAACCAGAUUGCUCUCCUGUAUGUUGUUGGUUUUGCCAGCAGUGUUGUGUUUGGGACAACCACUGGGCCCCUGGCUGACAGGUUUGGCAGGAAGAAAAUGGCCUUGACAUUUUGUGUCAUGUAUUCAUUCUGUUGCCUGACCAAGCUCAGCUCACAGUUCUUUUGGCUAUUUUUGGGACGUGUGUUUGGUGGCAUCUCAACCUCUAUGUUGUUCUCCACCUUUGAGUCCUGGUAUGUGUAUGAGCACACAGAAACACAUGACUUCCCCAAUGAGUGGCUCUCGGUGACAUUUUCCAAGGCCACUUUCUGGAAUGGUGUGCUGGCCAUCAAUGCUGGGGUGUUCUCCAACAUAUUUGCUGAGUCCUUGGGCUAUGGCCCAGUCGCCCCAUUCAUGCUGGCCAUACCCUUCCUGAUAAUGGCCGGCUUGAUCAUUAUGAAGACGUGGAAAGAGAACUUUGGUAACCAGACUCUUGACCUGAGGCGCUCUUGCAUGGAUGGCCUGCGCUCUAUCCUAUUCACAGAGACCAUCCUGUACCUGGGCAUCGUACAGUCCCUGUUUGAGGCAAACAUGUACAUUUUUGUGUUCCAGUGGACCCCAGUGCUUAGCUCAGGCAACCCUCCCCUGGGCAUGGUGUUUGCCAGCUUCAUGGUGUGCAUCAUGGUAGGUUCCUCUCUCUAUUCCAUUAUGCUGGCCAAGAAGUUCACCGCCGAGCAGCUCCUAGUAUGUGCUGUAACACUGGCCGUCCUCGCCAUGUCUAUCUGCGUCUACUCCACGGGAGAGACACACCUCUACCUGUCCUUCCUGUCCUUCCUCAUACUGGAGGUGGCCGUGGGCAUGUACUUCCCCGCCAUCGGGUUCCUCCGCUCCCAGGUCAUCCCCGAGGACCUGCGUGCUGGCAUCAUGAACUGGUUCCGUGUGCCAACCAAUGUAAUCACUUGUGCCAGUCUAAUGCUGGUGCACAACAACACCAUCAUCAGCUCCACCCAGGCCAUGUUCACCAUCUGCACCGUCAUGCUGCUCGUGGCCGUCCUCAGCAGCCUCAAGUUUGUGAAGCUAUUUGGCUCCAGCAAGGUGCCACUCCCCCAGAGUGAAGACCAGGUGCCCCUGACAAAGGCCGAGUCAUAAAUGUCAGGUAAGCCGUUCACAUUAGGGGUUUGUUUUGUACAGUUUUAGAUAUAUAUAUAUUCAGUAGAGUUUUUUACCACUAUACAUUAUGUCAUCAUUUCAUCUGCAUUUAUCAAUUUGUAUUUUAGCCAUUUGAUUAUAAUUGAUUCUUGUUUCAUGUAGUAAAUCUCAUUUUGUUGUUGGGGGUCAAAUGCAUUGCUUUUUGGAAGGACAUCAGACAUUUUCUUCCAUUAGCGUUGUUGAGCCUGCAUUCAUUUUAAGUUAAGAGCAAAGCCUGGGAAGUGUCUGCAAAAUAAAUGGUAUAUCUCAGAUGCUGUUGUGGCUAGAUUGUGAUAGAUGUAUAAGGUUGAAUUAUUUAUAUACCGAGAGUUAUAUGAGAAAUUUGAGAAUUUUGAAUACUGUACUUUCCAUUCAAUAUUUUUUACACUGUGAUGGUGGGUAUGUUUUACUUAAAUAUCUUUAUAUAUAUAUAUAUAUAUAUAUAUAUAUAUAUAUAUAUAUAUAUAUAUAUAUAUAUAUAUAUAUAUAUAUAUAUAUAUAUAUAUAUAUAUAUAUAUAUAUAUAUAUAUAUAUAUAUAUAUAACCAAAAAGCACCAUCCAUGUUUGCUAGUGUUGGCCACUGGUUCAUCUGAUGGUAGCUCUACUUACUGUCCAUUAGUAUGUAUAAAUUUUAUUUAUUAAGAGCCACAACCCGUUGGCUCAGUACCACUUUGUUCCUUGCCCUCUUCAGUCUGUCUGUCACAGCUCAUCCCUCAGUGUUCACAAGCCUCAUCCUCUCCACCUCCUCCAUCCUUUACAUAUUCAGUCACCCCAACAUUGUCCACAUUGAGUCAUUCAUCCUACACUUGAAAUUACUAAUACGUGUGUCACAUGAAGAGCACAAUGAAGUGUUUUAUUAGGAAUUCAUAUUCAUUCAAAGAUAAAGUAACAUAACCCUAGUGAGCUUUGGUUAUAAAUGGUGAUUUAAGAAUCCCUACCCCACCCCUGCAGCUAGGCAGCCAAGACCAUAUAGAGAGAGUUCUGUCUCUCUCUCCAAGAAGCUCCCAGGAGUUGCUGUAGUAGAAUAUUUGGGAGGCACCAGAAUGAAACUCACAACCUUUUGGUCAUGAGCCGAGCACCAUGCCCAUAGAGCCACCUGGCCCCUGUGAACUUUGGUUAAUCUGGCAUUGACCACUUGGUUCAGUCACAGCACCAUUGAAUUCACAAGUCUGUGAUUUAUAUGUAUCUGAAAACACAGUAUAUGGUGCUUCUAUGGUUACUGUCACCUACAUGUUUUAUCUUUCAGUACAAUUUUCCAGUUAGAUUAUGUACCCUACACUGCUAAUUACUAGCACAAACAUCACCAUUAGCUGAUUUGUCCACCUUUGCUGGGAAUUAGUCAGAAUUGAGACCUGACUUUCUCCACUGGACAAAUAAAAGUGUGAGGUCUUUGAAAGACUGUAUGAAGAGUGUAGAGAAUCGGUUGCACAAGUGUGAUGAAUUUCUACUGAUAAGUUUUAAUGAAGGAAAAUUUUGACUUUGGAGACAAUGUAUAUAUGGUUAUUUUGAAUUUAAACUGUAUACUUUCAAAUGCCAGCAAUACAUUUCAUGGCAGAAUAAGAACAUGAGCAUAUUUCAAAAUAUGCAGUGCUGCCUUGUACAUAAAAUUGUGAUAAUUUCCAGUUCUAGACGUAAGUAAUCGUUUUAGGCAUUGGAGAAGGCUUAGUGGUAAUUUGAUUGGCUUAAUUGUAAGUCUUCAGAAUUUGUGAAUUUAUCAUUUCGUAUUUAUUUAAUAAAACACUGAACUAAACAA
Molecule: messenger RNA, 3526 nt
Organism: Eriocheir sinensis (Chinese mitten crab)
Lineage: Eukaryota; Metazoa; Arthropoda; Malacostraca; Decapoda; Varunidae
Product: molybdate-anion transporter-like
Exons: 4
Coding region: 307-1734 (475 amino acids)
Biological process (GO): molybdate ion transport
Cellular component (GO): membrane
Molecular function (GO): molybdate ion transmembrane transporter activity
Source: RefSeq, a predicted model, not a curated record